This is a messenger RNA of Daphnia magna, 1632 nucleotides long. It is a transcript of the gene Cox10, whose product is annotated as protoheme IX farnesyltransferase, mitochondrial. The transcript has 6 exons. Gene Ontology annotation, biological process: heme biosynthetic process. NCBI's taxonomy places the organism in Eukaryota, Metazoa, Arthropoda, Branchiopoda, Diplostraca, Daphniidae. The record is from RefSeq and is a predicted model, not a curated record. Gene Ontology annotation, cellular component: mitochondrion; mitochondrial membrane. The coding region runs from base 364 to 1539 and encodes 391 amino acids. Gene Ontology annotation, molecular function: protoheme IX farnesyltransferase activity.
UGUCUGCUAUGGUUGGUGAAAUGUGUCUGCUGAUUGUAAUGACCGUCUAUACCCCUUCUGUGUGUGUAAAAAGUGCCGACAAAUUUGUAUAAGUAUGUAUUAAAAUGACAGUAUCGAACAAAUAUUGUUUUCUGUGUGUGUUUAUGUAAGUGAAAAAUCUAGGAACAUAUUCAGCUAUAAUUUAGCUGGGAAAAAGCGUUGGAAAAAGUCAAAUGUAGAUAGGAUUCUUCCACACUCGAUUACGUGACAUAAAAAGUUUAGAGCUCCGCAUAGUACAGUAGGGUUAUUAGAUAACUUAAAAACGUAUGUAGCUAAUAAAUCACAAACCUAAUCAGAAGUAGCCGAUAAUUCAUAGACUUCAAAAUGAUACGUGCCAGUUCCUUACUAUUAACUUCUGGAAGCUGUUUACAUCUGCAGAAAAGCAUUGUUCAUCGCCAUGUUAUGAGGGCAGCAGCGUCCAAGAAGCUUGAAGUACCAGGGAUUGAAGAGAUUACAAAGAAAAAACCAGUAGUUCUCACAACAGUUACACAAAAUAGCCCCAGUCCUUUGGUCAAUCAAGAUACACUGCUUAAGGUUGCCAGUGAAGAAAUCACAAAAAAUGCAAAUUCACCUCAAUCAAUGACACCAGCCAAGCUGACAAACCAUUACAGUUCUCUAGCAAAAUUUCGGUUAACCGGCCUUGUCGUAUGCUCCGCCGUAACUGGAUAUGCUAUGGCACCAUUGCCAACUAACUUCACCACGUUGGGUCUUUGUCUUCUGGGUACAGCCUUGACGUCUGCCUCUGCAAAUACUAUUAACCAGUUUUUCGAAGUACCUUUCGACUCGCAAAUGGCUAGGACGAGCAAUCGUGUAUUGGUUCGAGGACUUCUAAGCCCUUUACAUGCCGUAUCAUUUGCGGCCGUGAGCGGUACAACUGGUUUGAUAAUAUUGAACUAUGGGGUUAACGGAGUAUGUGCGUCGUUGGGUGCUCUCACGUUGGCGCUGUACACAUUGGUAUAUACCCCAAUGAAGCGGUCAAGCAUAGCUAAUACAUGGGUAGGAUCCAUAGUUGGUGCUCUUCCACCACUAAUGGGUUACGCCGGUUGUACGGGAUAUCUCGAUGCCGGAGCAAUGGUGUUGGGAGGAGUGUUAUAUGCCUGGCAGUUUCCUCAUUUCAAUGCGUUAUCCUGGAAUCUAAGAUCCGAUUAUUCGCGUGCUGGCUACAGAAUGAUGGCUGUCACAAAUCCAGAUCUCUGCCGGAGAACAACCCUGCGACAUACCGCUGCUUUGAUAGGAAUAUGUUCGACUGCACCACUUAUCGGGUUAACAACGUGGACAUUUGCUCUGGACUCGUUGCCUGUAAACUUGUAUUUUUUAAUUUUAGCGUGGCGUUUUUACCGCCAUUCAGAUAGCUCUAGCUCUCGAAAGCUUUUUCGAAUGUCUUUGGCACAUUUGCCCAUUAUUAUGAUCCUCAUGCUCGUACACAAAAAGAAAGAGGACAGCGAAGACUGGCUGCUUAAAACAAUUCGUGGUCUUUUUCCUGCUCCUUACCACAGCUGAUGCUCCUUGCAAGUAGAACUUAAUAAAAAGUUUACUAGUCGGACCAGUGUAAAUACGCAGUAUAACAAAGGAAUAAAUGACCGAUGAAAUAAA